UUUCAAUCGAUGCUCAAGUUCAGGGUAGACUCACACCGUCUGCAGCAGAGACACAGCCAGCACCCUCUCCCCACCCCGCCCUCCACCCCCUGUGUUUUGGGCAAUCUCCGCCACUCUGCUUUAUGGCUAACGAAGGGCUGGACAAGAGCGAGGAGACGGAGCACAUGAUCGAGAAAGAUGCGGGCAAAGAGAGGGGCAGCGGGCUGGGAGACACCAAAGAGAUCCGAGCCGUCAUCCUGGCCGGCUUCGGGGGGCUGAACAAGCUCAGGGUGAACAGGAAAGCGAUGCCCGAACCCCAGGAGGGGGAGGUGAAGAUCCGAGUGAAGGCCUGUGGCUUGAACUUCAUUGACUUGAUGGUUCGCCAAGGCAAUAUAGACAAUCCACCAAAGACUCCUCUGGUUCCUGGCUUCGAAUGCUCGGGCAUUGUGGAGGGGCUGGGAGAUGGUGCUAAAGGUUUUGAGAUCGGAGACAGGGUCAUGGCCUUUGUCAACUACGGUGCCUGGGGAGAGGUGGUCUGCACUCCGAUGGAGUUUGUCUACAAGAUCCCGGAUGACAUGGGGUUUGCCGAGGCAGCAGCCUUCCCCAUGAACUUUGUGACUGCCUACAUGAUGUUGUUUGAGGUGGCGAACCUUCGACAAGGAAUGUCGGUUCUGGUGCACUCAGCUGGUGGAGGAGUGGGUCAAGCUGUGGCUCAGCUCUGCUCCACCAUUCCAGAUGUGACAGUGUUUGGAACUGCCUCCUCGUUCAAGCACGAAGCCAUCAAGGACACCAUAACUCAUUUCAUCGACAGGAACGCUGAUUAUGUGCAGGAUGUAAAAAGGAUCUCUCCAGAUGGAGUGGAUAUUGUCCUGGACUGCUUAUGUGGUGAAAAUACCGGUAAGGGACUUGGCCUCUUGAAACCCCUCGGCACUUACAUCUUGUACGGCUCAUCAAAUAUGGUUACCGGGGAGACUAAAAGCUUCUUCAGCUUUGCAAAAUCAUGGUGGCAGGUUGAGAAGGUGAACCCCAUAAAGCUUUACGAAGAGAACAAAGUCAUUGCCGGGUUUUCUUUGCUUAACCUUCUCUUCAAGCAAAACCGAGGGGCCAAGGUGAAAGCGGUGAUGGAUAAGCUGAUAUCCCUGUACAACCAAAAGAAGAUCAGACCCUUGGUCGAUUCACUAUGGGCUCUGGAAGAGGUGAAAGAAGCUAUGCAGAGAAUCCAUGACAGAGGAAACAUAGGGAAACUUAUCCUGGAUGUCGAGAAAACACCAACACCACUGAUGGCAAGCGACAGCACGGAGACAAGUGAAGCGGGUGAGGAGGAGGAAGAUCACGAGGGAGACAAUGGCAACAAGGAGCGCAUGCCCUUCAUCCAGUAAGGAGCGGGCCGAGGUGACCGGUGCAGGGCCAAGAGAAACCCCUCCCACAACCCCCAACUCCGAAGUGGUUUAAUUUCUUUUCAGUUGGUCGCUGGAGGAAGGAAUGAUUUGGGGAGGUGUCCCUGAUGCGCCAGUGAACGAAUGCUGUCGUACUGUGCUUAUUUGUGUUCGUCUGCAAUCAUUCAAGCUACAAGCUGAAUCAUAGUGACCUGAAUUACUAAAGUGCCAUAUCCUUUCCACUGCAGUAUUAACGACCAACAUUCUGUGUUAAGAUCCUCCGAACAAGAAAUUCAUAGUGUUAUGUUUCUACUUAUUUUAAAGCGGGAAUUGUCCUUUCUUUGUGAAUUUAUUCCAGUCUUUAUUGUGUCCCCAUUAUUACACUCAAGUACCUUUUUUUCUUUUCUCUUUCUUAGUUUCUUGUGCAUGAUUCUGUUAACCUAUUGGUGCCUGUAUUUAUUCCUAUAUACACUGACCAGCAACUGUUCAGUAAGUCAGCACUAAAUAUUUCCGGACAUGCAACUUUUACCAGUACACGUGACAGGAAUUCGCUUCUCAACUUGCUUUACCGAGGAAGAGAAAACAGUGCAGGCCUAUAUGUCAGCUCCAGAGCCUAAAUAACGUGAAUGGAGGUCUAAAUUUGUUCAUUUGUUGUAUUUGUCGCAUUAGUGCUUUUGUUAUAUUGUGCCUAUCAAACAUUGUUUACAUAAAAUGACAAAAAAAUAAAAAAUAAUAAUUAGCAAUUGAA
Molecule: messenger RNA, 2103 nt
Organism: Mobula hypostoma (lesser devil ray)
Lineage: Eukaryota; Metazoa; Chordata; Chondrichthyes; Myliobatiformes; Myliobatidae
Gene: vat1l
Product: vesicle amine transport 1-like
Exons: 9
Coding region: 123-1358 (411 amino acids)
Molecular function (GO): oxidoreductase activity; zinc ion binding
Source: RefSeq, a predicted model, not a curated record